Molecule: messenger RNA, 1144 nt
Organism: Rhizopus microsporus ATCC 52813
Lineage: Eukaryota; Fungi; Mucoromycota; Mucoromycetes; Mucorales; Rhizopodaceae
Product: Presenilin-domain-containing protein
Exons: 4
Coding region: 229-1095 (288 amino acids)
Biological process (GO): protein processing
Cellular component (GO): nucleus; membrane
Molecular function (GO): aspartic endopeptidase activity, intramembrane cleaving
Source: RefSeq, a predicted model, not a curated record
UAUUUCAACUUCUUCUACUUCUUCUUCUUCUGCUGGAACCUCUAUUACAAGCUCAUUUACAAAUGCAGCCAUCAUUAUUGGACAGAUUAUACUAGUUACAAUCAUUAUCGUAUUUUUAUUUAAAAAGGGCUGGAUCAAAAUAUUAAUCGGAUUUUUCAUGGUGGUUGUGUUACUCCUAUUGGGAUUCAUGACUUACUUAUUAAUCCUGCAAGUAUCAAGCUCCCCUUGAUGGUUACGAUAGCAACUAACUUUUCUUUUUGGGGAAAAAAUAGCAACCUAGUUCAAGUGUUCAUGAUACCAUUAGAUUAUGUGACGAUGGUAUUUGCAUUAUGGAAUUUUACAGUUGUUGGCCUAGUUUCGAUUUUCUGGAAAGGUCCAUUAUGGCUACAGCAGAUUUACUUGACUGUUAUGAGUUCAUUAAUGGCAUUUUCAUUAACAGGGCUAGAACAGUGGACAACAUGGAUUCUACUGGGAUUGCUUGCAAUAUGGGAUUUGAUCGCUGUUCUAUGUCCAUUUGGCCCAUUACGAUUGUUGAUCGAAAGCUCUAAAAAUCAGCAGCGUGAAGUGCCUGCGUUACUCUACUCUGUGAAUGCUGUCUGGCUGAUGAUGGCAUCAGCAGGAGAACACUUUAAUCAGCCUUCAUCUUCAGCUCGGAAUAGCCGAGAGUACCAAUCUACUGGUCAUCCGAUUACUAAUUCAGGGCAAAGAAUGAGCCAUGAUGGGUUUAUGCAACUGCAUGAUGAAAGUCAUGGGUCGAUCCUUACCACAGUACGAUCUACAAUGACUACAGAGAGUGAAAACAAGGACGAGGAGGAUGUCGAACGGAAUGGACUUAAGCUCGGUCUGGGUGAUUUUGUCUUUUACAGUGUUUUAGUUGCGCGCGCAGCAAUGUACGACUGGAUCACAACUGUGUGCUGUACGAUUGCGGUUUUGACAGGAUUGACGGCUACUAUUUUUUUGUUGGCUAUUUACAAGAAGGCAUUGCCGGCACUUCCUAUCUCUAUUGCCUUUGGUAUAUUGUUUUAUUUUGUUGCAAAAACAGUGCUCGUCCCGUAUAUAUGUGAACUUGUUGUAUUUGGUAUGAUUGGUUUAUAAUAAAAUUUUUAUACCCUUCCGCAUCCGAAUGUGUACGUGUGUGUAUAUG